This is a messenger RNA of Colletotrichum acutatum, 1564 nucleotides long. RefSeq lists its product as uncharacterized. NCBI's taxonomy places the organism in Eukaryota, Fungi, Ascomycota, Sordariomycetes, Glomerellales, Glomerellaceae. The coding region runs from base 270 to 1445 and encodes 391 amino acids. The transcript has 2 exons. The record is from RefSeq and is a predicted model, not a curated record.
AUCCAGGCGCCAAGCUGGCUCGCUGGGUCUGUCUACUCACUCAUGGCCCAGAAAAGCUAUCAGGGUUGGCAGCUCAACCUCAGAGCUUACGAAGUGGUAAAAUACUUCAGCGACGAAUUAUAUGACUGCAUCGAAAAUGACAACCCCUCUGGAACUCUCCGAGUGCUCUCCAAAUACAACAUGACUCCCUUCGCAAAAGAUCAAUUUGGAAGAAGCCUGCUACAGGUGAGAGUAUUCGCUCUCACGGUGAUAUCGAGAUUUGGUGACUGAUGAGGCCGAGUCAACCGCAGAUCGCAGUCCAGAAGAAAUCUGUCGGAGUAAUCAAACUUCUCCUAGAUAAAGGACUUGCAUGUUUUCUACAAGACCCGUGGAGUAAUUCAGUCGAAUGUAAUAGAUAUCCCUUCUUACUUUACCAACUCAAAUCUUUGGGCCAGCCAUCUCGAUAUCAUGAUUUAGAACCUACGCUACGAAGGCUGUUUCUAGAUAACUUCCUCGAUGAUUUCCUCGAAGAUUCGAAGCAAGUUUCAGUUCUCCUUGAAUUCGGCAUCAGUCUAUCUUUCCUUCGAUUACUUUUGAAACGCAAUAACCACAUGAACACAUCGUUUUCCUUUCUCACACGGCUGUUCCACUUCAGACUAGUUGCAGUCAAUUGCAGCUGGGAGGCGUGCGAAAUUUAUUCCAUAUUCCCAGAAGCUCGAUGCCUUGACGCACACCCCGGAAUACUUGCCUAUUCCAGAAACAUCAAGGGAUACGCCCUAUUUCACUCAUUCGUCAUAGGAAUGGCCGGCAACUUUACAAGAAAGAGUUGCCACCCAAAUCCUGAUCAGUGGGCCGUAUCAAGAGAUCUAUGGAAAAGAUUACUCCAUGACAGCAUCAGGUUGGACUAUUCAAGUCUACACCAUAUUGAUAGAACUUCAGUUUGGUCAAAGAAUAAGUUCAUGAGCUCACCCCUGAUCGCAGUCAUCAACUCAGUGAUGGCUGCGGAUUAUUCGAUUUUAUGCACAGCGGAACAAGUAUGCAAAUCAUUGGUAGCAACACUUUCCGAGUGGGUCACGAUACUCUCCUCCAGCGAUGUAGAGCUUCUGGACUACGGGCGUGAAGAGAGGCACAUGUACGAGCAGGGUCUUACAGCCGUGUCGCAACGAUGGGCUCCUUGGAAUUAUGAAAGUAGAGGUACAACUCGAUUUUCUCUCUUAGGUAUCACCUAUGGCUCUAGUCCAAGCCACUGGAGGCUAUGGUGGACGUAUGAGUACGAAGAUUACGCUGGGGAGUUUUGGAACAUGAUCCAAGAUGAGGCAAGCAAGGUGCCUGGUGCCUGGGUUGAUGACUCUUGGGACCCAGAUGACUAUCGAGAAGAGGUGUGGGAUAGGUUGCAAGCAUGGGAAGAUGAGCAGCCCAUCCCGUUGAUCUGGUCCGAGCAUCGCAGAGUUCGGCCGCCAAUCUGAGUUAGUACUCAAAUCACCAAAUCAGUCGUAAGACACGCAGCUGGCCCCUUGUGGAGUCAUCACUCUUGAAGUAAAUUUGAGGUUUGAGGUUUCUCAUACAAUGCUUUUUCCCCUAUCAA